GUUUUUUUUUUUCAUUCAUGUUUUUUUGUUGUUGUUGCUUGCUUGUGUGAGCAUGUGGAAUUUGAACUCGACAAACUUUUCGGAUUUCAAUAUGGCUCCAUUGUGUCUGUUUUGAAUGUUCUUAGAUUAUUCUCACAUCAAUGCAUCGUCCUGUUUUACGGAGCACUCUGUUGUUGCUGUUGUAGUGGUAGUUUUUGUUUUUGUCAGCUAUUUCUCUUGAUCCCUGGCCUUUGUUUUAGCCGGCAAAUACGCAUAUCAGUUACCUUUUUUGUACGUAUAAUUUUUGGAAUCGCAAAAUAUGAUGAGAAAAUAUUACGAUAUUCGUUCAGAUUCUCUCUUUCUCGUUGUGUGUUGUUGUUUUAAUUUGCGACAUUACCGGUACUUUGCUUUUGGUACGUAAAUGACACCGUGCAUAUCCUUUUUCUCACAUGUCUUGCGAUCAUUGUUUAUUUAAAUGAAUUUUCACAACAUUAAACAAUCUCCGAAAAAAAAAAACGACAAACAAAAAAUAUUUAAUGGAUGAUUUGAUAUCCAUUGAAUUAUAAAAAUAAAGCGAGAGAAGCUGCAGCGAGUGAAAAAAAAAGAUGAAUAAAGAAUGAGCAAAGAACAAAAAAGGUGCCGACAUGGUUGAAUGAAUACACGUAUAUGCUGAUGCAAACCAUGAUGCAGAAGAAGAAGAAAAAACUGUCGAACGGAAGGAAUCUUUGCGCAUUCAUAGAGAAAAUCGUACUCGGUUUGUCAUCGCUUCGAAAUUGAUCGACGCGCGGCAGCACAGAGCGAUUGACCGUUAAGAAGAUUAACAUUCUCCAAACAAACAUUUCAAGCCUUUUCUUUUUUUCUUUUCAAAUACCAAACCGACGAAACUUAAAAAUGAAUUUGAUUCGAGUGCUGCGUUUCAUUUCAACUGUAAAGCUAAUUAUGUGAGUGUAUAUAGCUGGGCAGCCUUUCAAAUUCAACGAAAAAACUUGUUCAUAAUAAUAAUGAUAUCGAGGCAUGAGCAUGUGUCAUAAGUAAGCGUAAGAGCCAAAUAAUUAAAUGGUUGAAAUAAAGUCAUUACUCCUAAUAAACGAUGCAAUUGGCACGAAAAAAUCAUAAAUAAAUGAAUUAAAAGUGUCGCUCUACUCACUACAGCCUACACACAUAAUUACUCACGAUUGCUUUGAAUCAAGUCUGCAUGAAAUAUAGACAUUUUUGUUGCUCUCUCUUUCUCUCGCUCAUGCUCUGUCUCUGGCUCUUGGAAUUUGUGAAUGACGAGAAAAAAAAAACACUCCAUUUCGUCAAGCCAAUAAAUUCUUCACACUUUUUUCGAUCGCACAUAUGUUACAGCGAUACGAACACACAAAAAAAGUGUUGUAAAUGUAUGUGCGCACAUAUCGGGCAUAUGCCAAAAUAGGCAAAAACGGUCUUGAUGGCGAACGAACAGGAAAAAAAAAUGUGAGGACAACAACAAUAACAACUCGAGCAACGAGCAAAAUAACAAAACGGAAUGAAUGAACCAAAGUUAAGCAUUGGGCAUUGUGUGACGGUUGAGAGCAGAGCCGUCAAAUAGUCUAGCAGAUGAUGAUCAGCGACUAACACACAGCAACAACAGCGAUACAGUACUCAUUAAUUAACAAUUAUGAUAUACGGUUGAUAAGAGCGACAAUGUGUCUGUACUCUCGGUUCGGCAAACCCAAUAAAAACCGCCAUGCAUUCCGCACCAUAGAGGCAUUAUGUCGUCUUUUUUCUCCUUUGCGCGCUGCUGUGAGUCGAACAAUCUUUGGUAGGAAAAGAAUACAUCAAAAAGGUCUUGUUUACUUUUCGCUCAAUAAAAUAUGGCAACGAUUUUAUAAGGUGACAGAUACAUACAGUGCUACAAUGCUGAAAAACGCAAACUUAUCGAUACUACUCAAUCGACCGACCGAUUGACGUAUGGAUGUUUGAACAUUACCAUUUCGUUGGACGGUGCAAAUUUAUUGGAAACAAAAAGUUGUGACAGCGACAACAGGCUUAGGCGAAAUGAGGCAAUUUUACAAUAAAAUGUUAAUUUGUGGAACACAGCCUCGACUGUGUAAGUAACACUGUGUCUAUCUCUCUGUGUCUGUGUGUGCGAGUGCGAGUGAGAGAAAAUGUCUUUCUUUCAUUUAUGCAUUCUUGGUCAUACUUCGUAUCUUGUGUCUCCUCUCUCCGCUCGAUCCCAUCGUCUCAAAUAUCACGGUUGAUUUGAAAUUGUUUAUGAGACUCUGUCGAAUUUGCGAAAUUUCUUCCUACUCGCUUCACAACGCCGCACAUUUUGUUUGACACUCUAGUCGAGAUUCUUGCGUACAACCGCGUGUAAUGAAUUUAAUUUCUGUGGGUGUGAAUUAUCACGACACGAUAAUAAAGAGAUAUGGACCGAAUACGAAUCGAGAUGAGAAAAAAAAACCGGAUGAGCUGAUGAAUUGCACGACGAAAAAGAAUCGUCUCGCUUCUCGGUAUAAUCAUCUAGCUUUGCGCAUUGCUGUCGAUUCGGUGAAUGUUUUCAAUUAAAAAUGUAAGAAUUUAUACGAACAUUCAACGCCGUACAAUCUUCACGCAUGCAAUAAAUGCUGCAGAAAAAUCGCGCGCACGCACAUACACACCGUGAACCUCUUGAACAUAAAUUGCGCAGGACAGCGAGUGCUUACAUGAAGAAAUAAUCACUUUUUUUUUCAUAUUUUCUCGAUUUAAAGGGAAAAUCAGCAAUCAUAAAAAAAUAUUCUACGUUCAUAAACGUGUUUUGCUAGUUGAACAGUUUGACGUUGAGUUUUGAUAUCGAAAAAAACGCACUCAAUCAAUUUAUGUGUGGUUCGUAUUUCGUUGACUUUGCAUACAUACGUGUUUUGCAGUAAAGGAUAAAUAAAAUGGACGAAAAAAAACGUGAUAAAAUAAAUGAAAAUAUGAAAUAGAAUUUCGAAAAAAAAAAAGACUUAUACAACAGCCAUGCGCUAUACACCUGAUUGAUACAUGCGGCUCAUGAACAACGAAAAAGUGAUUAUAUGAAGAAAGAAAGAAGGUAAGGUGGAAGGCGAAAAAAAAAAACAAAUCUAUUUGUAACUGUACAAACAGUGUAGUUUGAAAGAGAGCUAGCUCUCUUGCAUUGUAGACAAGUUUGCAUAAUACUUGAAUUAAUUUAAAUUGAUAGCGAAUAGAGCGCAGUGCAACACUCUCUCUCUCUCUCCCUUUGCGAAAGAAGAGAAAAAAAAACAGUUCACCUACAUUCGCUGCUGGUAUAAUCGAAAAACGAUACACGAAUUUUGCAUUUCGCACCGUCUUCGCUAGAGUUGCAAAAACAAACGACAACAACAACAACAAAAAUGUGAUUUUUUUCUGUAUUCAAAGUCAUGAGCGAGAAGAGAGAGAAAUGUUCACAUCACAUCAAAAGCACACCACUAUGGAAGCAUCCAGACAAUAAUAAUAAUAUGAAAGUGUUUAACAUCGAUAUAUUAUCGAUGAAAUGACAACUGACCCUAUUGAAACGACGAUAGAACUGACAUACGUACGAGCAUAAAACUCUAUGAGCAACAUCACACAAACGUAUUAUGCAUAGAUCUGCUGUGUGUGUAUCGGUGUGUGCUGCAUUGAAGCAAGUGGCAUGUAUGCAAAUGUUAUAGUGGAUGCUGUCCCAUUGAUCGUGAUGUAUAUAUAUGUGUGUGUGUGUGUAUUUGUGCGUGUGUUGAGAGAUGGGUGUAUGUGACUGACUGGUUUGUUCGAUAGUUUGUCACAAAGGAGACACAAUCGAACUUAAAUUGCGAGUAUAUUCACCAAAAUAUUUAAAACCAUUACCGUUCGAUCAUUAUUAUUAUCAUCUUGAACAUACAGUUCAGUGUUUAUGUGAAUUGUGACAUUUAACUACACUCAUACAGGUGAGUGAUGCAGUACAAGUGUGACAGAAAACGGUGGCACUGCUAUAUAACAUUUGGACAGACUACAGCAGCAGCAGCAGUAGCAACAACAACAACAACGACUACUACAACAACGGCAGCAGCACCAGCAACCAACCACCAUCACAUCGUAUCGUAACGCAGACAACAUGCAUUUUUUGACAUAACAUUUUUUUUUUAAAUGAUUGUGGACUUUAAACACACUUCAAAAAUUUGAAUGCAACCAUAUUUUUUGUCGUAUGUGAGUGAGUAAAUAGUUUCCAGUUUGUUCGUAUUACAUGAAUAAUCCGAAUAAAUGAACCGCAAAAAUGAAUCAAUAAACAGAAACCAACAAAAAACAACGAAACGCAUGAAAAACCAAAACCUUCCAUAGUUAAAUUUCAGUGAGACAAAGAGCGAUCAAGAGAAGAAAAAAAAAAAGAAGUGUAUUGCAAAGUGUCGAUUAAAAGUUUCCAGCACAAUUCAAGGAUUAUCUUUUUUGAUUAAAGCAUCGAAUAAUCACACAAGCUCUGUCGGCGGUGGCUCAAAAAACACAUUUAUACCUAUUGAUUUACCGAAUAUGGCCAGCGAUAACAACGAAUGAAUAAAUUUACGUGUUUUACAUUGUUCUUUUGACUUGCGACCAGAAAACCAAGUUUAGUUUAUGUGUGUUUUCGGUGAAACAAAAAUUGCUCAUCGAAACCGCGCAAAUUUGUAUGUAUUUCGCUUUCGUUUUUGUGUUGUGUUGUUUCUUAAAUAUCAAGUGCAUCACUAUCGUCACUAUCAGAGAGACGUACCCAAUAUCAGAGAGCCAAUAACGGCGACUGCUGCAUGAAAUGCAGCGUGUGUUUUGAAAGAAGAAGUGAGAGAGAGAGAGAGAGAGAGAGAGAGAGAAAAAAAAACACACACAAAACGGCUCUCGAAGAGAAUAAAUGUGAAAGCUGAAAAAACAAAACCAUUUAGUGGCAGUGUGAACAAGUUGAAAUAGAGUUGCGAUUUAGCCGCCUCUUGUUGGCUGUUGAACGUCUCUCUUCGCGUUCCAAUAUCUAUAUGUAUCUCUCAGUGUACGUUAAUUUGUAUAUGAAUCGGUGUAUUUUGACUGUUGUCCGGUAUUCCAUGAGCCACGAUCAAUUUUCUUCUUCUUCAAUAUCAUCAACGGUUUGAAUGUAUGCAUGCUCGCAUGCUGUGCCACAAUAGUGAAUGUUGUUUUUUUCGUCACAUUCCAUAUUGAAUAUAUUCGUUCGAUUGCGAUUAAAAAAAAAAACGUCGACCGAAAAAAAUAAUAAUCUUUUUAUUGACCAGAACUACUCAAAUUGUGUGACAUAGUACAUGUGGAGAGUAUGGAAAGACGUACCAAGCCAUUUUUAUCGAGUGCAUAAUAUGCACAUUAUUAGCAUAUUUCUGUAUACGUGGUGUUCGAGUGCAAGACAAAAAUACAAUACGAAAAAAUUAGUUCAACUUGUCAUUUGGUGUCAAUGGUUAAAAAAAAAUGGGAAUUUAUCCAAAUUUUAAGGAAUACGACCGUUUAACAUGAAACUGUCAGUAUUCAAGUGGACAAAGUCGAAAUUGAUUUCCGUGCAAGGAAACAAAUUGCUACUAAAUCUUCGAUAUAUGACCACGAGUUGUGCUUAUCCAAAUUAUCCAUUGAAUUUAACAUUUCAAUUAGUGACAUGAAAAAAAAAGUCUCUUUCAACGCACUCGUUUGUAAAUCGCAUCGAAAAAAGAGAACGAUCUUUUUCAAGUGAAACACAACAAAUCGAAUUGUUAAUAAAAAAAAAAAUUGCAUUAAAAUCUGAAGUGAACAUUAAAACAACCGUCAAAACUAAGUGCUAGCACACAUAAACCGAAUUUCUGCUGAACGAACCCAAUAAAGAAUUGAAUUAUAGUUUUGUCGCGAGAGUUGGAAAACAACGCCACCAAUUGUGCUGUGACAUUGUAAUAACUUUCUUGCCACGGUUGAUGAUAUCAUUUCGUGCGAACGAUCAACGAACAAGUUGAGGAACCAAAUCAAGAAUUUGCAUCUGUUUUGGCUGCAUUUUAUGUAUUUCUACGCCAUAAAAUUAAAAGGUGCAAGCGACCAUGCAGAUGUAUAUUUAUAUAAUUGCCAUGCUGGUGACUUUACAGCCCUUUGUACAAGUUGCUGGCAUAGACACAACAACAACACCAGCCACAAUACACACAACAACGGCAAGUGCAACACAGCAAACAGACAGCGCUAAGCAAACACAUUUAGACAGUAGUAGUUUAACAAAUAGCGAUAGUAAACAACAAAUACACGAAAAUGACGUGAUCGAUCCGCCACCGUCACUGUCGUCGUCGCCGUCGCCGAGUGUAGCGAUGGAUCACGAUACAAUAAUCAAAGUCGAACAAAAUUUGCUCAGCUUAUUUGGACGAUCAAAACGACCGAAGCCCAUCGAUCGAUCGAAAGUUGUGAUUCCUGAAUCAUUAAAAUUACUCUAUUCCGAGAUAAUGGGCGAUGAGCUGAGAGAAACGGUGAAUUUACCAAAACCAGGACUGCAUGCUAAAUCAUCAAAUACAGUGCGAAGUUUUACGCAUGAAGAAAGUAAAAUCGACGAGCGAUUUACGCAUCAUCACCGUUUUCGUCUCUAUUUCAAUGUAUCGACGAUACCGAAAGCGGAAAAAUUGAAAGCAGCCGAAUUGGAAAUUCAGCGCGAUCCAAUCAUCGAUGGAGACAAUUUGCGGCACAAAGUUCUAGUAUAUGACAUUGUACGGCCGGGUAUUAAGGGCAAAACUGAACCCAUUUUGUAUUUGAUCGAUACGAAAACCGUUCAAAUCAACACAUCCGACACGAUUAGUUUGGAUGUGUUGCCGGCAGUUGAUCGUUGGCUUCAAAAUCCAAAAGAAAACUAUGGCAUUCUGGUGCAAGUGGUGAUUGGUCAUCAAAAUCUACCACCCGCUCAUCGACACGUUCGACUUCGAAGGAGCGUCGACGAAAAAGAAAAUGAAUGGGCUAAAAUGCAACCAUUCUUGAUGACCUACACCGAUGAUGGUCGCUACAAGCAACGAGUAAUCCGGGAUUUGAAAACAAAUCGAGGCCGAAGGACGCCGCAUCGACGAAACAACAAACGACGUGGUGAAGGCCGUGAAUUGUGCCAACGAAAACCGCUUUACGUUGAUUUCAGCAAUGUCGGCUGGGACGAUUGGAUUGUUACGCCAAACGGUUACGAUGCAUACUAUUGUCAUGGUGAAUGCCGUUUCCCAUUUGCCGAUCAUUUAAACACAACGAACCAUGCGGUCGUCCAAACAUUAGUGAAUUCAAUAAAUAGCGAUUUAGCGCCCAAAGCCUGCUGUAUACCAACACAAUUGAAACCAAUAUCAAUGUUGUAUCUGGAUGAUCAGAAUAAAGUCGUUCUGAAGAGUUACCAAGAUAUGGUAGUGGUUGGUUGCGGAUGCCGGUGAAAUUUCGCUUGAUUUGCGUUUGAUUGACUUUUAAUAGCACAUCGAACUGAAAAAAACAACGAAAAACAAAGACAAAAUUUAAACCAAAUUGAGGAAAACAUAUCCCAUUCACUCAACACCACAAGUCAACAAUGGAAUUUUAUUGUUUUUCUCACUCACACACUCUCUCACUCUCACUCACUCCACAUGCUUUGCUCGCUCUUGCUCUAUCUCUCUCUUCGAGCAUGAGAUCCGCAAAUCGAUAUUCGCACAUCUAUCUCAAUUUCGUUUAUAAAACGUUUGCAAACACACGUUUUCAUCAAACACACAAGCCAUAAAACAAUGCGUGAUACCAAAUUUAUUUUAUGGAAUAAACGUUAACUGGCGUCUUGGAUGGAUGAAAUGUGCCGUGUUUGAAUUUCCGUUCACCUGACAUUUUGGUAUUUAUAUAUGAAUAGUAUAAAUAGAUUGCUAAUUGUCACACACACACAUACACAAAACAUUAACACACAAAACUCAUGCACACAUACACAAACACCACCGUGAUGAGUAGAGUGAAGACCUAUGCAUUUGAAAGCCAACAGGAGAUGUGAAGAAAAACCGAUAGAAUUGUAUCACUUAAUAGUGUCGCAAAUAUGAAUAGAAAGAGAAAAAAAAAAACAAAAUACUUCUACGCACACAUACACACAAUAUAUCACAUGUGUGCGUGUGUGUGUGUGCAAGCAAAAAAAAGAGUAAAAUCGAAACGACAUAAAAAUGACCCAUGUCUACUGUGUAGCUUUGUAACCAAAUCGGCUCAGCCAAAUAAUUAAUUAAUGUUAGCACUUACGCAAAUAUGAAUCGUCCAUGGGGACGAAUUCGAAUCAUUGUAAUUCUUUUUUCUCUGAAUUGAUAUGUUAAAUACUGAGUCAUUUCAAUAAAUAUAUUCCGAAGAAAUUCAUUGCAUCAAGUAAGAACACGAGAACCUACCUUUUUUUUUCGCUGAACAAACGAUUCGCCAAUAUUCGAUACUUUGAUUGAAAGAGAAUGGCUUUUCUAAAUAACAAAUAUGUUAUUGUCAUAGUUGUGAUUUAAAAAAAAGUAUCUGAAUUUAAGGUAAAAAGAAGUUUUCAUCGACAAGAACAAUUCGUGAAGCUCCAAAUUUGAAAGAAGAAAACUGACUUUUUGCUGUCGUUGUAAUGUGGCGAGAAUUAUUGUAUCGUUUGACUUGUAUUACGCAUGUAAAUAAAAUUGUUCAUAAAAAUUUCGUUUCACAUUUUGUUCGCACAUUUUACGAUAUGUAUCUCAUUGAACGACUCGAUUAUUGUUGAAAGUUUGUGUUCAUUGAGGCAUCCAGAAGAAGAAUUGCGGUAUGAUAGUUCCAGUGUGUGUAUGUAAAUAAACGAUUAAAAAACAAACUUUCAGCUCGAUAUUAGUACGAUUUAAAAUGAAUCAAUAUCGAUGGACCAAGUGAAAAUGUUGCACUCGAUUUUCCUGUGCAGUAGAAAAUUAAAAUAAGUAGAGAUCAAAACCCUUCAAAGAACACGCAAUAAAAAAAAAAAAAAACAAACAUCAACAUAUAUUCUUAGAAAUAUCCAUUUAUAGAUUUAUCUUGAUUCUUUUUUAUCGACGAAUUCAUUGCGAAAUUGUAAUCAAUUGAGAAACGUGAGUAAUGAAGAAAAAGAAAAAGAAUAAAGAACAAUCAAGAGAACCAAUUGUCAACACCAUCAGAAAUGAGAUUAAGACAUACUUCUUUUAUUACAAUAAUAAAUUUGUAGGUAUAUAAAUAUAUAGAGAUAUUCAUAUGGAAUGUAAAAUAAAUAGCAAUAAGACGAAAAACAUGUUAUAUAUAGUACCUGGAUAAGGACAUAUUUAUUGCAUUAAAAAAAAAAUCUGUAACAAAACCUAAGUGAAA
This is a messenger RNA of Sitodiplosis mosellana (orange wheat blossom midge), 9153 nucleotides long. Its product is annotated as protein decapentaplegic-like. Gene Ontology annotation, molecular function: cytokine activity; growth factor activity. The record is from RefSeq and is a predicted model, not a curated record. Bases 5940 to 7280 code for a protein of 446 amino acids. Gene Ontology annotation, cellular component: extracellular region. Lineage: Eukaryota; Metazoa; Arthropoda; Insecta; Diptera; Cecidomyiidae. The transcript is spliced from 4 exons. Gene Ontology annotation, biological process: BMP signaling pathway; SMAD protein signal transduction.